This is a messenger RNA of Vicia faba (fava bean), 1353 nucleotides long. The record is from the annotation of a GenBank genome assembly. Lineage: Eukaryota; Viridiplantae; Streptophyta; Magnoliopsida; Fabales; Fabaceae.
AUGGAAUCACCAAAUGCUCUCAAAUCUAGUCUUCCUCCUCAUCCCCAAUCUAUUGAAGAAAAAUCAGAUAGGGAGAAGAAAAUUGAUGAGUGGCUUCCUGUUAAUGCUGAUAGAAGUGCAAAAUGGUGGUACUCAGCUUUCCACAAUAUCACUGCCAUGGUUGGAGCUGGUGUCCUUGGUCUCCCUUAUGCUAUAUCACAGCUUGGAUGGGGUCCUGGUAUAACUUUACUUAUCAUUUCAUGGAUCAUUACAUUAUACACAUUGUGGCAAAUGGUUGAGAUGCAUGAAAUAGUUCCAGGAAAACGUUUUGAUAGAUACCAUGAAUUAGGUCAACAUGCAUUUGGAGAAAAGUUAGGUCUUUAUAUUGUGGUUCCUCAACAAGUUGUAGUAAUGCUUGGUGGAACUAUUGUCUACAUGGUAACCGGGGGUGCAUCAUUGCAGAAGUUUCAUGAUACAGUGUGUCCAAGCUGCAAAAAGAUUAAAUUAACCUUUUUCAUUAUGAUAUUUGCCUCUGCUCAAUUUAUAUUGUCUCAUCUACCUAGCUUCAACUCCAUUUCUGGUGUAUCUUUGGUUGCAGCAGUCAUGUCUAUUGGUUACUCUACAAUUGCUUGGACGGCUAGCGCUCAUAAGGGAGUACAAAAAAAUGUGCAAUAUACAAAUACAUCUGCAACUACCGCAGACUUAAUCUUUAAUGUAUUUAAUGCAAUAGGCUCUGUUGCAUUUGCUUAUGCUGGACACAGUGUGGUAUUGGAAAUUCAAGCAACAAUUCCAUCAACACCUGAAAAACCAUCUAAGGUUUCAAUGUGGAGAGGAGUUGUUGUUGCCUAUAUCAUUGUUGCUUUGUGCUAUUGGCCUGUUGCUGUUAUUGGUUAUUGGGUGUUUGGUAAUGAGGUUAAGGAUAAUGUUCUCAUCUCUUUAGAGAAACCAACUUGGAUAAUUGCAAUGGCCAACAUGUUUGUUGUUUUCCAUGUAAUUGGAAGCUAUCAGGUUUUUGCAAUGCCAAUGUUUGACAUGCUUGAAAGUGUAUUGGUAAAGAAAUUGAAUUUUAAACCAAGUACCAUCCUUCGUUUUGUUGUUCGUAAUGUAUAUGUGGCAUUUACAGUGUUCAUUGCUAUUACAUUCCCAUUUUUCGGAAAUUUAUUGGGAUUUUUCGGAGGAUUUGCUGUUACUCCAACAACAUAUUUUCUUCCAUGUAUCAUAUGGCUUAAAAUAUAUAAACCUAAAAGAUUCAGUUUAUCUUGGUGUACUAAUUGGAUAUGUAUUGUGAUUGGCCUAUGUAUAAUUAUUUUAGCACCUAUUGGAGCCCUGAGAAAUAUCAUCCGUGAAGCCAAGACUUACAAAUUUUACUCAUAA